AUGAACCUCAUCGAUGAGAUCAGCAUUGUUCAAGAGUAUAAAGUAGAAGUGUGUGCAACGUGAGUCAACACUACUGCCGUUUUGCAAUGCACUGUAGUUACAAGACAAUGUGCAACUCCACUAAAUGUCACUGUCCAAUUAUGCUCAUGCUGACUUAGAUUCAAAUAUUUUUUUCAGUAUUUCCAUUACUUUCACAACAUUUGAAAGUAAGUAUCUGGAUAUUUUUUCUUAGAAAACACAAGUAGUUGAAUAUUGGAAUGCACAGUGCAUUCAGAAAGUAAUCCGACCCCUUGAUUUUUCCACAUUUUGAUACAUUACAGCCUUAUUCUAAAAUGGAUUAAAUAGUUUUUUCCCCCUCCUAUAUCUACACACAAUACCUCAUAAUGACAAUGACAAAGCAAAAACAGGUUAUUAGACUUUUUUUUGACAGAACUGAAAUAUCACAAUUACAUAACUAUUCAGACCCUUUACUCAGUACUUUGCUUUAGCACCUUUGGCAGCGAUUACAGUCUUGAGUCUUCUCGGGUAUGACGCUACAAGUUUCUCCCAUUCUUCUCUGCAGAUCCUCUCAAGCUCUGUCAGGUUGGAUGGGGAGCGUCGCCGCACAGCUAUUUUAAGGUCUCUCCAGAGAUGUUCGAUCGGGUUCAAGUACGGGCUCUGGCUGGGCCACUGAAGGACAUUUAGAGGCUUGUCCUGAAGCCACUCCUGCGUUGUCUUAGCUGUGUGCUUAGGGUCGUUGUCCUGUUGGAAGGUAAACCUUCGCCCCAGUCUGAGGUCCUGAGCACUCUGGAGCAGGACUUCAUCAAGAGUCUCUCUAUACUUUCCUCUGUUCGUCUUUCCCUCGAUCCUGACUAGUCUCCCAGUCCCUGCCGCUGAAAAACAUCGCAACAGCAUGAUGCUGCCACCACCAUGCUUCACCGUAGGGAUGGUGCCAGGUUUCCUCCAGACGUGACGCUUGGCAUUAAGACCAAAGAGUUGAAUCUCUUGGUUUCAUCAGAACAGAGAAUCUUGUUUCUCAUGAACUGAAAGUCCUUUAGGUGCCUUUUGGCAAACUCCAAGCGGGCUGUCAUGUGCCUUAAACUGAGGAAUAGCUUCCGUCUGGCCGCUACUUAAAGGCUUGAUUGGCGGAGGGCUGCAGAGAUGGUUGUCCUUCUGGAAGGUUCUCCCAUCUCCACAGAGGAACUCUGGAGCUCUGUCAGAGUGACCAUUGGGUUCUUGGUCACCUCCCUGACCAAGGCCCUUCUCCCCCGAUUGCUCAGUUUGGCCGGGCGGCCAGCUCUAGGGAGAGUCUUGGUGGUUCCUAACUUCUUCCAUUUAAGAAUGAUGGAGGCCACUGUGUUCUUGGGGACCUUCAAUGCUGCAGAAAUGAUUUGGUACCCUUCCCCAGGUCUGUGCCUCGAAACAAUCCUGUCUUGGAGCUCUACGGACAAUUCCUUCAACCUCAUGGCUUGGUUUUUGCUCUGACAUGCACUGUCAACUGUUGGACCUUAUAUAGACAGGUGUAUGCCUUUCCAACUCAUGUCCAAUCAAUUUACCACAGGUGGACUCCAAUCAAGUUGUAUAAACAUCUCAAGGGUGAUCAAUGGAAGCAGGAUGCACCUGAGCUCAAUUUCGAGUCUCAUAGUAAAAGGUCUGAAUACUUAUGUACAUUUGAUAAUUUGCAAAUAUUUCUAAAAACCUGUUUUUGCUUUGUCAUCAUGGGGUAUUGUGUGUAGAUUGAUGGGAAAUAUAUUGUUGCAAUUUUAGAAUAAGGCUGUACUAUAACACAUUUGUGGAAAAAGGGAAGGGGUCUGAAUACUUUCCGAAUGCACUGUAUUUGGAAAUAUACUUGGAAAGUAUUAGCAUGUAUUUUAAAAUAAUAAUAUUUGUAUUUUCUAAUAAAUAUUUUAAUACUUCAUUUGCAACCAGGUCUGUUUGGUCCUAGGGAUAUUUGAAAUAAUGUAUUUGGAAACAAGUAUUUUAAAAUAGUUUCAAAUAGAAGUAGUUAAUUUGCCCAUAUUAUUUGAAAAUACUAAAAUACACAGACAAUUUGUAUUUAAAUACAAAUACUUAAAUAUGCAUUUAUUUGAACCCAGGUCUUUGCUAAUGACAAAUUGUCAUGGCUGUCGGUGAGAUGUGGUUGAAGAAGUCAGGCGCAGGACACAGAACUCUCGGACACGUACUUUAAUCCGAUACUGAACAAUAGAACACAGAAAUAACUCCACGCAGGGAGGAAAUAACCCGCUCACUAAUGACAUACGUGAAGGGAAAACAAUCACACACAAUGUCCCGAUGAGAGACAGGGGUAAUAUAAGGGCAACAAUCAAACAUAAUGACGAACAGGUGUAAACAAUACAGACAAAACUAAACAGACACCGAUAACAUCGAACGGCAGUAGCUAGUACUCCGGGGACGACGAACGCCGAAGCCUGCCCGAGCAAGGAGGAAGAGCAGCCUCGGCAGAAUCCGUGACAGUACCCCCCCCCCCCCCCCCCCCCCCCCACCCUUGAAGCGCGGCUCCAGCCAUGCGCCGACCCCGGCCUCGGGGACGGCCAGGAGGACGCGGAGCAGGGCGAGUCGGAUACUCCGGUGGAACUCUGUCAACAGGGAGGGAUCUAGGAUGUCCCUCCUAGGGACCCAGCACCGUUCCUCCGGACCGUACCCCUCCCACUCCACGAGAUACUGCAGACCCCCCAUCCGACGCCUCGAAUCCACGGUGGAACGGACUGAGUACACCGGAGCCCCUUCGAUGUCUAGUGGGGGCGGAGGGGCCUCUCGUACCUCAUUCUCCUGGAGUGGACCAGCUACCACCGGCCUGAGGAGAGACACAUGGAACGAGGGGUUAAAGCGAUAAUUAAUAGGCAGCUUUAACCUAUAACAUACCUCGUUCAAUCUCCUCAGGACUUUAAAUGGCCCCACAAACCGCCGGCCCAGCUUCCGGCAGGGCAGAUGAAGGGGCAGGUUUCUGGUCGAGAGCCAGACCCGAUCUCCCGGUGCAUAAACCGGACCCUCACUGCGGUGGCGAUCGGUGCUCGCCUUUUGCCGUCUGAUGGCCCGCUGCAGAUGGACGUGCGCAGCGUUCCAUGUCUCCUCCGAGCGCCGAAACCAUUCAUCCACCGCAGGAUCCUCGAUCUGGCUCCGAUGCCAGGGUGCCAGAACCGGCUGAUAGCCCAACACACACUGGAAAGGAGUAAGAUUAGUGGAGGAGUGGCGGAGUGAGUUUUGGGCUAUCUCUGCCCAGGGAAUAUACCCCGACCACUCCUCCUGCCGGUCCUGGCAGUAGGACCUCAGAAACCUACCCACAUCUUGGUUUACUCUCUCCACCUGCCCAUUACUCUCAGGGUGAAAACCCGAGGUAAGGCUGAUCGAGACCCCCAAACGUUCCAUAAAAGCCCUCCACACUCUAGAGGUGAACUGGGGACCCCGAUUAGACACUAUAUCCUCAGGCACCCCAUAGUGCCGGAAAACGUGAGUAAACAGGGCUUCGGCCGUUUGUAGGGCUGUAGGAAGACCUGGCAUAGGGAUGAGAUGGCAGGCCUUAGAAAACCGAUCCACAACGACCAUAAGAUUGUGGUAUUCCCCUGGGAGGGGGGAAGGUCCGUGACAAAAUCCACCGACAGGUGAGACCACGGCCGUUGUGGAACGGGGAGAGGUUGUAACUUCCCUCUGGGCAGGUGUCUAGGCGCCUUACACUGGGCGCACACAGAGCAGAAAGAAACGUAAACCCUCAUGUCCCUGGCUAAGGUGGGCCAUCAGUACUUCCCGCUAAGACAGUGCACCGUCCGACCAAUACCAGGAUGACCAGAGGAGGGUGACGUGUGAGCCCAAUAAAUCAGUCGGUCACGGACCUCGAGCGGCACGUACCUCCGUCCCUCUGGACACUCUGGGGGAGUAGGGUCGGUACGUAACGCCCGCUCGAUUUCCGUGUCGACCUCCCACACUACCGGUGCCACUAGACAAGACUCCGGUAGUAUGGGAGUGGGCUCAAUGGACCUCUCCUCUGUGUCAUAUCGUCGGGACAGGGCGUCUGCCUUAACGUUCUGUGACCCUGGGAUAUACGUGAUCUUAAAUACAAACCGGGCAUGAAACAUGGCCCACCUAGCCUGACGAGGGUUCAGUCUCUUCGCUGCCCGGAUGUACUCCAGGUUACGAUGGUCAGUCAGAAUGAGAAAAGGGUGGUUAGCCCCCUCAAGCCAAUGUCUCCACACCUUCAGGGCUUGGACCACAGCUAGCAGCUCCCUGUCCCCCACGUCAUAAUUGCGUUCCGCUGGACUGAGCUUCUUGGAAUAGAAAGCACAGGGGCGGAGUUUUGGAGGCGUGCCCGAGCGCUGAGACAGUAUAGCACCGAUCCCCGCCUCGGACGCAUCCACCUCGACUUGGAACGCCAAAGAGGGAUCCGGAUGUGCCAGCACCGGAGCUGAGGUGAACAGGUCCUUCAAUUGACUAAACGCCCUGUCCGCCUCAGCCGACCACUGCAAACGCACCGGGCCCCCCUUUAGCAGGGAGGUAAUGGGGGCUGCUACCUGUCCAAAACCCCGGAUAAACCUCCGGUAGUAAUUGGCAAAACCCAAAAAACGCUGCACCUCCUUUACUGUAGUUGGAGUCUGCCAAUUACGCACGGCUGAAACGCAGUCAAUUUUUUUGGCCCACUCCUCCAUACAGACCUUCUCCAGAUCCUUCAGGUUUCGGGGCUGUCGCUGGGCAAUAAGGACUUUCAGCUGCCUCCAAAGAUUUUCUAUUGGGUUCAGGUCUGGAGACUGGCUAGGCCACUCCAGGACCUUGAGAUGCUUCUUACAGAGUCACUCCUUAGUUGCCCUGGCUGUGUGUUUCGGGUCGUUGUCAUGCUGGAAGACCCAGCCACGACCCAUCUUCAAUGCUCUUACUGAGGGAAGGAGGUUGUUGGCCAAGAUAUCGCGAUACAUGGCCCCUUCCAUCCUCCCCUCAAUACGGUGCAGUCAUCCUGUCCCCUUUGCAGAAAAGCAUCCCCAAAUAAGGAUUUUUCCACCUCCAUGCUUCAUGUUGGGAUGGUGUUCUUGGGGUUGUACUCAUCCUUCUUCUUCCUCCAAACACGGCGAGUGGAAUUUAGACCAAAAAGCUCUAUUUUUGUCUCAUCAGACCACAUGACCUUCUCCCAUUCCUCCUCUGGAUCAUCCAGAUGGUCAUUGGAAAACUUCAGACGGGCCUGGACAUGCGCUGGCUUGAGCAGGGGGACCUUGCGUGCGCUGCAGGAUUUUAAUCCAUGACGGCGUAGUGUGUUACUAAUGGUUUUCUUUGAGACUGUGGUCCCAGCUCUCUUCAGGUCAUUGACCAGGUCCUGCCGUGUAGUUCUGGGCUGAUCCCUCACCUUCCUCAUGAUCAUUGAUGCCCCACGAGGUGAGAUCUUGCAUGGAGCCCCAGACCGAGGGUGAUUGACCGUCAUCUUGAACUUCCAUUUUCUAAUAAUUGCGCCAACAGUUGUUGCCUUCUCACCAAGCUGCUUGCCUAUUGUCCUGUAGCCCAUCCCAGCCUUGUGCAGGUCUACAAUUUUAACCCUGAUGUCCUUACACAGCGCUCUGGUCUUGGCCAUUGUGGAGAGGUUGGAGUCUGUUUGAUUGAGUGUGUGGACAGGUGUCUUUUAUACAGGUAACGAGUUCAAACAGGUGCAGUUAAUACAGGUAAUGAGUGGAGAACAGGAGGGCUUCUUAAAGAAAAACUAACAGGUUUGUGAGAGCCGGAUCUCUUACUGGUUGGUAGGUGAUCAAAUACUUAUGUCAUGCAAUAAAAUGCAAAUUAAUUACUUAAAAAUCAUACAAUGUGAUUUUCUGGAUUUUUGUUUUAGAUUCCGUCUCUCACAGUUGAAGUGUACCUUUGAUAAACAUUACAGACCUCUACAUGCUUUGUAAGUAGGAAAACCUGCAAAAUGAGCCUUUAUAAUAUCUCUUAUGAGGCUGAUAAUAUACUUUCCCUCUAAGUAGGAAAUGUAUGAUGUUCUAUGUUUUUGACGUGUCUUAUUAUGAAGUAAAAUCAGAUACACGUAUGGAUAGCCUGUACCUGGUAAAGCAGAGGUAGAGCUGUGCCGACCCUUUGGCCACAAUGUAUUGAUACCAAUAAGAAUUGAUGAGAAAUCAACAAGGAGGUAUAAUAAGUAAUAUGGUGAAACUUCUACCUAGCCUAUCAGAGGACAAGGUGGAGAUGUUAGUUACCAUAUUUACACCUCUCAAAUCCGCUCAGGUCUCCACAAGUAUAUAUGGCAUAGGGUCUAAGGGUCGAUUUGGGAUUGGGCCUUCAGUUUAACUCUCUCUUCCCUCUGUUGCUUUCCAGGUAAGCAAAACACCACAAGUGGAGAACACUAGACACAGGCUCCCCUAUUUCAACAGAGGGCAACACAUACUCUCACUGAUCCAACCCCACUGCCCCUCACAGUAAAACAUCCAGCUCUCUGGCUAUUCAGAAGAUGGAGAAACCACUGGCAUGUUGGGAGGAAGUGUCAAUCACCAUACUGUACGCCAUCACAGGGGAGACCGUCCCAAAGGGCUCCGUGGAUGUCAUCUACCUGGUGAGUAGAACCAGGAGCAAUUUGUGACAACCUGCGGGUGCGUCCAAAAUGGAACCCUAUUCUCUAGUGCACUACUUUUGAGCAUGGUCAUUUCAGACAUAGUCCCAGCCUCAUCUUCAAAGGAAGAAUGUCUCUAUACAACACCAAUACUCCUCAUCAUCUCCUUCUUGCUGUCUUGAUGGGAUAACUGUUUUUCCCUCCUCCAGGCCUUAUCCAGAGGGGCGAUAGUUCAGCAUGGACAUAUGAAGGUUACCGUGUCUGUGUGUUAUACCCUCUGA
Messenger RNA from Coregonus sp. 'balchen', 6792 nucleotides. Lineage: Eukaryota; Metazoa; Chordata; Actinopteri; Salmoniformes; Salmonidae. The record is from the annotation of a GenBank genome assembly.